UCGAACGAGUAACAAGCAUAAAACAUCGCAAAAGCAAAACUCUACUGCUAAACCCCCUAGCAAAAUCAAUACGCGGCCAUGGGAAACAAAAAUAGAGCUUCUAAAAAUGCUAAAGACGCCUCGAAAUCUGGCUUCGUUCCUCAAGAACAAGAUUGCUAUGAAGGGGAGCGUUUAGUUCGUUUGCUGAAACUAAUUAAUGGGGCAAUAGAGUCCGCGAAGCUUCUGGAUGGAAACUCGCUGCCGGAGAAAUUUUGGUUUAAGCAACGAUUUGCCAUUGGGGUCAAUGAAGUGACUCGUGUUCUUGAACGGAUGUCGCCUACGGUGGAGAUGGAAGGGUUCGGUCAAAAGCCGCCGCCUCAUGUUAUCUCCACACAGCAUCGUAAACCGACUGCAGUUCAGCUUCAGGCCAUAGUGAUAGCUCACGACUGCAACCCAAAAUGGCUAAUGAAGCAUCUGCCAAGCUUGGCUUCUUCAAGGAAGGUACCGGUGAUCUUUGUUAAAGAUGGGAAAAAGGGAUCCUUGAGAUUAGGUGAACUUGUCAAACUGAAAACAGCAAUUGCCAUUGGAGUGAAAGAUAAAGGAAAUUCCAUAAAUCAAGUUGUUGAGGAAAUUCUUAACGGUGGCAAUGAGUUGAACCUUCAAACACAUUGCCUGAAUUCUUCAGAGACACCUACUGCUCCCUGUCAAUGAUAGCUGUGUUUUGCUCAGGCAUCGUUUUGCAUCAGCGCAAAGCACAAGGGGGGAGAUCCAGGGAAUGCUGAAGGAAGUAUCCAAGCUUUUUUGUGAUAAGAAUGCUGCCGUCAGACCCUACUCCCAGGAGCAAAAUGCACCCUCGCAUGCGGUCAAUGCGUGUCUGGACCUCUCCCCUUUUCUGCGAAUAUCAAGAUUAUGUUUCUCUGGAUACAUGACAAUAUGACAUUGUCUACAGCUUAUACUUUUUAAACAUACCAGCUUGUCUGAUAAACUCGGCACAAUUUAACAAAAUGAAACCUUAUAAAUGAGUAAGGAUAGUUAUUCCUGAUGAA
This is a messenger RNA of Manihot esculenta (cassava), 1025 nucleotides long. RefSeq lists its product as uncharacterized. The record is from RefSeq and is a predicted model, not a curated record. The transcript has 6 exons. The coding region runs from base 79 to 690 and encodes 203 amino acids. NCBI's taxonomy places the organism in Eukaryota, Viridiplantae, Streptophyta, Magnoliopsida, Malpighiales, Euphorbiaceae.